Molecule: messenger RNA, 1581 nt
Organism: Spea bombifrons (plains spadefoot toad)
Lineage: Eukaryota; Metazoa; Chordata; Amphibia; Anura; Pelobatidae
Product: potassium voltage-gated channel subfamily V member 2-like
Exons: 2
Coding region: 1-1524 (507 amino acids)
Biological process (GO): potassium ion transmembrane transport; protein homooligomerization
Cellular component (GO): voltage-gated potassium channel complex; membrane
Molecular function (GO): delayed rectifier potassium channel activity
Source: RefSeq, a predicted model, not a curated record
AUGAAACAGCUAGGUAUCAGAAGGACAAGUCUGUCAGCUAACCUGAAAUUUGGAGACUACAAGGACUCUCAUUCUUACAGGAGAAACAGUUUUCCUCUUCCACAGAUGAACUUAAUAAAAAAGUGGAGCUCUAUGGAAGAUAUAAAUGAUCAGAAAGCUGUCAAUUGUGCACAAGCUUCUAGAAAAAUGAAUUUGUUCUUACUCAACCUCAAUGUUGGAGGGAAAAGAUUCCAGAUAGAUUACAACGUGGCAGCCCAGUAUCCAGGCACUAGAAUUGGGAAAAUGGCAACAUGCGUCGAUCCGGUGAAAAGACUGAAGCUAUGUGAUGACUUUUUAGUGCAGACGAACGAAUACUUUUUUGAUCGUGACCCUGUUGUUUUUUACUACAUAUUUCAUUUUUAUCGUAGUGGUAUUCUGUGGAUUAUGGAUGAACUGUGUCCAGCCAACUUUAUUGAAGAAAUAGAAUACUGGGGUAUCAAUUUAAACUAUAUCCAAAGAUGUUGCCGUAUCCUCUUUGAAGAACAUUAUGAUGAGCUCAAGGAACAUAUUAAAAUACAGAGGGAACUUCAAGCAGAAGCUGACCGACAUGACCAUGAGAAGCACUUUGAAGGAAAAUGGAUGAGUGAUUUAAGAAAGAAGAUUUGGAAUUUGGUGGAAAAUCCAUACUCUUCUAUUCCAGCUAAGAUUAUAGCUAUCUUGUCAAGUUUUUUUGUGUUGAUUUCCGCUGUAGUCAUGUGUCUGAGCACUGUAGAAGAACUCCAGCACAUGAGUUUAAAUGGAAAGUCAUACAUGGAUCAAGUGGAAAUUGCUUGUGUCAUAUUUUUCACCACUGAGUAUUUUAUGCGAUUGUUUUCAACUGCAGAUGUAAAAAGAUUCCUAAAAACAGUACUGAAUAUAGUUGACCUUAUAGCCAUCCUACCAUUUUACAUUCAGAUCAUAUUUGAGAGGUUCUCUGAAGAGACAGACUUGUGUUUGCACCAUGAUGAUAUUGAGAAAAUGGAAAGAGUGGGACAGCUGGGAAAAGUCUUGAAAAUUAUAAGACUGAUGCGGAUAUUUCGGAUCUUAAAACUGGCUCGGCAUUCCACAGGUCUAAGAGCUUUUGGCUUUACUAUCCGCAAAUGCUAUCAGCAAGUUUGCUGCUUGUUCCUAUUUAUUGCUAUGGGUGUGUUCACAUUUUCUGCACUCAUGCAUUCGGUAGAACAUGAUGUACCUGGUACCAAUUUCACCAGUAUCCCUGAUGCCUGGUGGUGGGCAGCGGUCAGUAUAUCCACUGUAGGAUAUGGUGAUACGGUUCCUGGCACUGUUUUAGGGAGAAUUGUGGCUUUUCUGUGCAUAUCUUUUGGCAUUAUCCUCAAUGGCAUGCCGAUUUCAAUAUUAUAUAACAGGUUCUCUGAUUUUUAUGCAAAACUGAAAGCUCAUGAAUCUACAAGUACCUUAAAGCUUGGGGAGGACAUCAAAUUUAAAGAAAGGAUCCUAGAAAAGGUAACUUCCUGUUGUUCAGUGAGGCAUGGGAUUAAUAAUUAAUUGCUUUCUGUAUGUGGGACCCCUUUUUUCAGGAACUUUGUGGACAGCAAAAGUAAU